AUGACUACCAAAGGCCUCCGGCUGCGACAGCCGCCUGUCUCCGUUCCCGUUAUCGAGAAGCUGAAGGCACAACGGACCAAAACACCAGACCCUACAAAACACCCAGCCGGCAAAGUCAAACAUGGCCUCUUUACCCAGACGCUCCGCAUGUACUUGUUUGGAGUCUACUUUGCCAUCAGUAUCAUAGCCAUUGCCAUCACCCAAUACAUCGGCCUGCCAUUGUAUUUCUAUAGUAGGGACCUCUUCUACGCAUGGAUGGCCAUGUCGAAGCAGCAUUUCGGCAGCGUCGUCAUGACCAUGACAUACUGGUGGGCGCCUGUCACUAUGCGCGUCAGUGGAGACGAGAGUGUGAGGGGACAGCUGAGAAAAUCAAAAGACGGGAAACUCGAAUGCGACUUCCCCGAAAGACUGCUCUACACCGAUUGGGUCUACAUAUGGUGGACAUGCUAUACCGCUUCCAUGCACGGUCACCUAUACAUCAUUCUCAAGGAGUCGCUCAAAUAUAUACCCGUACUUGGCUGGGGAAUGAAGCUCUUUGGCUUCAUCUUCCUCUCGCGCAAGUGGUCGACCGACAAGGAGCGCUUCCAGCAUCGUCUGAGGAAGCUGAGCACAAGCCAUAGCGGCCCGUUAUCAGGCUCAAAGGGUCUUGAUCCCAUGUGGUUGCUCAUCUUCCCCGAGGGCACAAACUUGAGCACAAACGGUCGCGAGUCAAGUCAGAGAUGGGCAGCAAAGAACAACAUGCCGGAUUUGAGACACGCCUUGUUGCCGCGGAGUACAGGACUUUCCUUCUGUCUGCAAGAGCUCAAAGGCUCCAUCGGUCAUCUAUACGACUGUACAGUAGCCUAUGAAGGUGUCCCCGUAGGCCAAUACGGCCAAGACCUCUUCACCCUCCGCGGCACCUACUUCCAAGGCCGCCCCCCAAAAUCCGUAAACAUGUACUGGCGCCGCUUCGCCAUCGCCGACAUCCCCCUCCACGACGAAAAAGAGUUCAGCGACUGGCUCCUCGCCCGCUGGCGCGAAAAAGACGACCUCCUCCAAUACUUUGUCGAACACCAACGAUUUCCCGCCGACGACGGCGUCACACCGAAUGUCAACGGCGGAGAACCGCUCCAGGGCCCCGGAUGGAUAGAAACGGAUAUCAGACCAAAUAGGUGGUGGGAGUGGUUGCAGAUUUUUGUUCCUACGGCUGCGUUGGGGUUGGUAGUUAAUGUGUUUGUUAAGAUUGCGGGGAUUGUGAUGAAAGUUGCGCGAGUACGGGAUUGA
Pyrenophora tritici-repentis Pt-1C-BFP is the source of this 1263-nucleotide messenger RNA. The record is from RefSeq and is a predicted model, not a curated record. NCBI's taxonomy places the organism in Eukaryota, Fungi, Ascomycota, Dothideomycetes, Pleosporales, Pleosporaceae.